AUGAGUAGCGCCGUGUAUUUGCUAGAUAUUGAGUUUAUGGAAAUGGAGAAAUGCUUCAUAGAAAUGGAAAGUCAGUCCAGCUCCAUUAACCUGCUUACAUGGAAAAUAAAGAAAAGAAAAUGUUUUAUCAAACAUAAUGAGCAAGAGGGCGUAGGAGGGAGGGGCUUCCAGCUGUCCCCGCCCAUGUGGUAUAUAAAGGUCUUCCCACCAUCACUGCAGAGUAUCUUUCCCAGCAUCACCAACAUGAACACUUUGGCUGUCUUCGUCUGCCUCGCCGCCGUCGCCGCGGCCUCCCCGCAGUUCAGGAAUCAGCCCCGACAGACCUUCCAGGACGAGCGUCAGGUGGCCAUCUUGAGGGACGACCGCCAGGAUUCCGGCGACGGCAACUUCAACUACAACUUCGAGGCCGAAAACGGAAUCAGCGUCUCUGCCUCAGGAACCCCAGGCUCUGAGGGCCAGAGCAACAUGCAAGGCAGCUACAGAUUCACCCUCCCCGACGGAACCAUCGCCGAAGUCAGAUACGUCGCCGACGAGUUCGGAUUCCGCGCUGAGUCCCCCCUCAUCCCCACUCCCCACCCCCUCCCCGCCCACGCCAUCGAGCAGAUCCGAUUUGCCGAGGAACAGCGCGCCCGUGGCAUCACCUUCUAAAGUCGAGAUCCACUAUUUCUGGGACGGAGUGAAACUCAUCAAAUCACCAUAUAAUGACUCUGUAAAUACUGUUAGCAGCAGGACUGUUUGCUUCUUCAAAAAAAAUAUUUUAAUAAAAUGAGCAGUAAAUGAA
Molecule: messenger RNA, 781 nt
Organism: Penaeus indicus
Lineage: Eukaryota; Metazoa; Arthropoda; Malacostraca; Decapoda; Penaeidae
Product: cuticle protein AM1199-like
Exons: 5
Coding region: 1-648 (215 amino acids)
Cellular component (GO): chitin-based extracellular matrix
Molecular function (GO): structural constituent of chitin-based larval cuticle
Source: RefSeq, a predicted model, not a curated record